GUGAGAGGGGGUAGGCUGGGAGCGCGUUAGCUGGCCCCACGGGCGACUCACCAUAUUUUAUUGUCGCGUUUGCCGACGCUAACCGCUGGUGUACGGCUCCGUGCCCGAUCUACGAAGAUGCCGACCUGACUCGAGAGAAGAGAAGUAUACACAGAACACUCGGCCUACUAGUAGAGUGCGGUACGAAUUCGCGUGGGUACGAGGUGCCGGUAGUGGCAUCAUCAGCCACCAGCAGAGGUGGCACCAGGCUCCCCCACCACACUGCGCGGCGUGCCGGCCUGGACCCUCCCACCCGUCUCACCGAGGGCAAACCAUCUCGCAAAAAUCGUCCCCCUUUCCAUGGAAGGAAAAGAACUACGGCGACGACUCUGCCACCACCACUGUCGAGCCGACCGUUUCUCGUCACUACCACCACCACCAUCGGCACACUACCAUCGUUAUCGCCAGCGCCACCGUCACUGUACCGCCGCCUCCUCCUACACCGAUCAACCGUCAUCUCGAGGAACGAGGAUACCAGAACUUACGGAUUUGGAUCGCGUUAUCCGGACCUUCGACGAACGCGUUACUUAUAACCUACUGUUGGAUUUACCAUCUCUUAUAUAUCUUUAUUGGUGAUUAUCCGAUCAAAAUCGGAUAUAAGUGACGAUUUACAAAAGUGCGCGUGUGAAUCAUAUUAGACGGAUAAUUGAAAUACUUAUUCGAUCGAAUAAUUAUUCCGUAAGCGCGCGCGAAAGAAGUUUCCGCCAAGUUCGAAAGUAGAGAGGGAAGACUCGUCGCAUGGACACGCGCCCUCCUUGUACCCCCUCUAAACACGAGUGAAAACAUACACAUACAUGUGGACGCACACGCACGCGAAUCAUGCAGAGGUGAAGACAAAAGUGCCGAGGCGUUAUACACAUGUGACUCGCGCCAGUUUGUAGUUACUAUUUGUUUAGAGUGCGCGUAUAUAGAUUUGGUGAUAUAAUUUGUGAGUUAAAAAAAUUCAUAUCGAUCAAUUUUCAAUUUUAAUUAUAAAAAAAAUAACAAAAACGAAUACGAGUCUCCCUAUGUCGUGAUUUCACGGGGUGUAAAGCAAUUCAACGUGUAGACGGAUUUUACAAGCAAGGAAGGAAAAAAAAGGAGAUCGGUGUGCGCGAACAAGUCGAUCCUCGCCUUUCCUUUUUCACGAGUCUCUUCGUCACCAUCGCUCGAGUUCUCGAUCUACCACUCUCUCCCUCUCUAUCUCUCGUUUCGCCUCUUGUCCGUCCCUCUAGCGUUUCCUCUCGCUCGCUCCUCCCUCUAUUUCGUCUCGCUUUCUCAUUUCCUCUCUCUCUAUAUCGCGCUUUCUUCUUCGCACUCGUACUUAUGUACCUCCGCCUUCCUAACCGCUGAGCGGAGGUCUGGAUUCCGUCGAAAAGAAACGACGAUUCGGAGGAUAGUCGCGACCGAUCAUAGCUGGCGCGUCGAUCGGAUCAACGGCGUGAGUUACAUGAACGAAUCAUCCACCGGUGCAUAUAAUACUUAUAUUUAAGUAACGCGUUAAUUGUAUUUCUACCGUUAUUAAUUUAUGAUUUAUCAAUUUCGACUUGUGUCAUAUCAUUUUUAUCAUCUGGACAAAUCUACAAUCUUUGUUUUUCGAUCUCUAGUGAUUAGUGUGAACUGUUCCUGUUGACUUAUAGUUGUCAUCGGUCUGUGUUGAUCGUGAAAUCCCGAAACCGACAGUGUCAUCUUUAUAACUGCAUUGUGGUCGAAGAUCGGAAAACUGGUCCCUGCUUCUCACAGUGCCUGCGUUUGUGACAGUGCAAGUGUAUAUACGACCGGAGACCGCCUUCAGAAUCAAGUAGAGUCGGGUACUAGACAGUGCAAUAAAACAGGCGUGAGUUUUACAGUGAAAAAUUUUUUGCCAUUUUUUUUUACGUUGUUUUGCCAUUUAGUGACUUGCUCUGGUUUUCCGACCGGCAAUUAUAUCCGCACGAUUUUAUCUUUCUCGUCGUGUUACGUGGUGAAAAAAUAAAAUUAAAAAGAGAAGAAAAAACAAAAGUGAUCUGAUACUUGUUCCGAGUGACUUGGUGACACUGCAACAGAUGCUACGGUCUGGAAGGAUGAUCGCGUAGCGGCGCCCGACCAUCACGGCCCUGAGUGGCCGACACAACAUGUCACAGUUCUCUUUUCGAGGAUCGCCAAAUCUACAGUGUCCUGUGACAGUGAGUUCGUCGCUGACGUCUUCUUCGACCUCGCCGGUGUCCGGCGCGAUCCUGAGCGCAGGCGGUUCGUCGUUGGUCAGCGUAGCGAGCACUGCCACGAAUCAUCCCUUGGGAGUAGCUGCCGGCCUGUCGAACGCGAGGAUGGCGGUGACCAGCGCGGUUGUGAGGCCGCCUGGCAGUCCAACCACGUCGGUCAGCCCGUCGCAGGGUCAUCCGCCUCCGACGACCGGCGGUCCAACGCCGACGGGGCGAUGUUGCGACACCGGAAGACCGAUCUUCACGGAUCCCCUCACGGGCCAGACCGUGUGCUCCUGCCAAUACGAGCUUAUCGGCGGUUAUCAACGGCUCGGCGCGCUACCGACGGCCGCGCUUUCCAUGUAUAGCGCGCCGUACGCGGCUGCAGCCGCCGCCGCCGCCUCCGAGGGCAUGGCCGCCUAUUUCCCGAGCCUUGGGGCCGAGCAAGCGCCCUUCUAUACACCUACGGCUGCUGGCCUCGAUCUGAAGGCGGAAAAUCUUGGGGCUGGAGCCGCGGCAGCAUGGCCUUAUCCUUCCGUGUACCAUCCCUAUGAUGCGGCCUUCGCUAGUUAUCCCUUCAAUGGUUAUGGGAUGGAUCUAAACGGGGCCAGACGAAAGAACGCGACGCGAGAGACGACGAGUACGUUGAAGGCCUGGCUUAACGAUCAUAAGAAGAAUCCUUAUCCAACGAAGGGCGAGAAGAUCAUGUUGGCAAUCAUCACGAAGAUGACUCUGACCCAAGUGUCCACGUGGUUCGCGAACGCGCGGAGACGUUUGAAGAAGGAGAACAAGAUGACGUGGGAGCCAAGGAACAGGGUCGAGGACGAGGAUAAUAAUAACGAGGAUGACGACAGUGGAAGAAAGAGCGUCGACGAGAAAGAUCGGCUAGACUCGAAAGACUCUGGCACCGGAUCAAGCGAGGACGGCGAGCGGCCGGCGCACCGGAUGGACCUCCUCGGCACCAGCGGCGGUUCCACGGGUGUCCAAGGCAGAACCGAGAGCGAAUGGAGCGAAUCCCGAGCAGACAGCGGUCCAGACAGCCCGGAGUGCCUCUACGACCAAAGAGAACCUCCCAGACACCCUUUGCAGCUACAACAUCCCGCCUAUCUCGCCUCCUCUCACGGCCGACUGUUGCGCCACCCGUCUCCCGAGAGCACGCCACCUAGCAGUCACCACGUCCCGCCAAGCACAACAGCGUCCUCGACGGGCAGCGGCGUAACCACGAAGCCUAGGAUCUGGUCCCUGGCCGACAUGGCGAGCAAAGAUGGCGAACAGCAGAGCCCGAUACCGACCACGAUGACAGGUCUCUCAUCGCCUUACGGUGGAAGCGGUGGAGCUGGUGGUGGAGGAGUGGCGGGCGGGGGUGGAGGUGGGGGCAAGUUGAUGAGCCCUUUGGCCAGUCGCCUGCCGCCUCAUCAUCCGCUUGCAAUGCACUCUGGGACGCAAUUUGUUCGACAUCAUCCGGAUUUCUACCGCAACCUGUACGGCGCCUCUCAUCUCGGCUCAGGAGACAUGUCACUGUUGGAGACUUACUCGAGGACCUUGGGCGGACUGAGCGGUGUCAUGCCCCCCUCCACAGCGCCCAGUAUACUGACGUCGUCCGCGUCAGCCGUGUCGGCCACUGGUAAACCUUUCUCGAUUAACGGUGGCAGCACUGCUCCAGGUGGCGCUGUGCUCCUCACCACAGCGACCUCUGGCCUAUCUCCCUCGUCCUCGUCCACGGCGUCCUCGGGUGGGUCGGAUCAGUCCCCUCACCCGAGCCUGUCGUCCACGCAGGAGCUCAAGUCACCUGGCCGAGUGUGAUUAUGAAGGGGUGAGUGUGACGAUCACGGACUUUAAUAUUAAAUAAGUUUCGCCGCGCAGGCGUUGUGUGGUGUGUGGAUGACAAUAAUAAUCAGAGACUAUGAUUCUUGUAAUUAGUGUACAGUUAACUGGAAACGAUAUACGAACGACGAUAUGUAACUGCCCUCACUUAAAACCCAUUUGAUCCGUUUCCACCGUUCUUAGUCUUCUUCGAUCCCCCUCGUUUUGCUUAUCCUCAUCCUGUGGCGCGAAAUUUCGUCUUGGGCCAUUUUUAACUUCCUUUCCUUUUCUUUGUAUUUUCUCGUGGUUAUUUCAUUGGAUAAUAAUCCGCGUAUCAACAUUUCGAAGAAAAUUUGAAUUUUCUAAUUUUUAUCUGAAUACGAAAAACGAAGAGAAAUUAUUUACAGUUUUAAUUACCACGAUUAUCGUAAUUGAAUCCGUUUAAUGUUAACGAAAAAAUACAGGGAAAAAGGUUUA
This is a messenger RNA of Apis laboriosa (Himalayan honeybee), 4478 nucleotides long. RefSeq names its product iroquois-class homeodomain protein IRX-6 (gene mirr). Gene Ontology annotation, molecular function: RNA polymerase II cis-regulatory region sequence-specific DNA binding; DNA-binding transcription factor activity, RNA polymerase II-specific. Lineage: Eukaryota; Metazoa; Arthropoda; Insecta; Hymenoptera; Apidae. The coding region runs from base 2133 to 4001 and encodes 622 amino acids. Gene Ontology annotation, biological process: cell development; neuron differentiation; regulation of transcription by RNA polymerase II. The record is from RefSeq and is a predicted model, not a curated record. Gene Ontology annotation, cellular component: nucleus. The transcript is spliced from 5 exons.